This is a messenger RNA of Ficedula albicollis (Collared flycatcher), 1504 nucleotides long. Its product is annotated as cytochrome b5. Gene Ontology annotation, cellular component: mitochondrial outer membrane; intracellular membrane-bounded organelle. The transcript is spliced from 5 exons. Gene Ontology annotation, molecular function: heme binding. The coding region runs from base 76 to 492 and encodes 138 amino acids. NCBI's taxonomy places the organism in Eukaryota, Metazoa, Chordata, Aves, Passeriformes, Muscicapidae. The record is from RefSeq and is a predicted model, not a curated record.
GGCGGAGCCCCGGCCGUGCGUGGCGUGUCAGCCUGUGGCGAGUGCGGUGCGGGACAGGACAGGGCAGGACAGGACAUGGUGGGCUCCAGCGAGACCGGGAACGAGUCGUGGCGGGGCCGCUACUACCGCCUGGAGGAGGUGCAGAAGCACAACAACAGCCAGAGCACCUGGAUCAUCAUCCACAACCGCAUCUACGAUGUCACCAAGUUCCUGGACGAGCACCCAGGAGGUGAAGAGGUCCUUAGGGAGCAAGCUGGAGGAGAUGCUACUGAGAACUUUGAAGAUGUUGGUCAUUCCACAGAUGCAAGGACACUGUCAGAAUCCUUCAUUGUUGGGGAACUUCAUCCCGAUGAUAGAUCCAAGAUUCAGAAACCAACAGAAACUCUUAUUACCACUGUUCAGUCUACUUCCAGUUCAUGGUCCAACUGGGUGAUCCCGGCAGUAGCAGCGAUUAUUGUGGCCCUGAUGUAUCGUUCCUACAUGUCAGAGUAAGCGCCUUACUGACAAUUAAAGCAAGAAGAGAAUACAUUCUCUGGGAGAAAAUAUAAGCAAUCCUAACCAAUAUUUUCCUGGACAAAAGCCUGAUGUCUGAAGAAAAAUUCAAGUUUUUCAGAAAAUGACACAAUUCUCUUUCUGCUGUGCACUUUUCUUAAUGUUGCCUUCUUACAUGCUGCUGUGAAGUGAUAAAAAGGCAUCAUUUCUCUUUUUGUAUAACACUUUUUUUCUCUAAUGAGUUAUAUGAUAACUGUAUUGAUUUCUGUGGUAGAAUAUUAUUUUGUAUGUAACACUGAUUCUGGUUAUUUCUCUUUAAUCUGUAAUAGGGUCAUUAAGACUCUCUUUAGGUAUAUAUUUUACAGCUUUAAAAGACUACCAAAACUGUGUACAUGUACACAACUUAACUUAAAAAAAUCAUGUUGUCUUUUUAAAUGUAGUAUGAAUGAAAUGCAAGUUAAAUGUAAUGAGUAAAACUGAGUGUAGUUAUAGGUGCCUGGAAGUGGGUUGGGCCCUACCAAGCAGUUAUAAUGAACUGGGGGUUUUUUCUUUUUUUUUUCUUUUUUGACAACUGCUCUUAUAGUUGUUGUAGGUUCUCCUACUAGCAAACUGUUCUGUUUGUCUCCCAUUGAAAAAUUCAGGUGAAAUAUGAAACUCAAUGUUUGGCCCAAUUAUGUCUGUCUCAUUUUUGUGAAAAAUAGCUCUCUUUUUCAAGAAAGGCAGAAAAAAGUAACUGCUAAAUAGUACUGUUCCUGCCAAACACUCAGGUGACUGUAGAAUUUGUUCUGGAAGUUUUAGCCUUUGAUAAAAAUCUUCAACUUUGUCAAGUACAUUGUGGGGGGGAAAACUGAUAAAUUAAAUCUGUUUCUGACUCUUCUGUGAUGUGCUUUGGUGCUUUACUAUGAAGAGGCAACUGUUUUCACUGAAUACGAGAUAACGACAAGUUUGAAUUUUGUGGUGGACAUUUUUAGUCUUAUGUAAAUGAUCAUGAAUAAAAGUUUAAUUGCUUAUA